CCUCCAUCAUUCAAUAUGGCUUCCACGUUUCUUCAUCUCCUCCUCUGCUCCAUUCUUCUCUCAGUCCUCUCUCCAUCCCUAGCCCAGACAUCUUUUCGUCCUAAAGCUCUCGUUCUUCCAGUCUCCAAAGAUGCUGCCUCCCUUCAGUACAUCACCCACAUCAACCAGAGAACCCAUCUAGUCUCCAUACCUCUCACCCUCGAUCUUGGCGGCCAGUUUCUAUGGGUGGACUGCGACCAGGGCUAUGUUUCAUCUUCCUACAGGCCGGUCCGUUGCGGGUCGGCCCAAUGCUCCCUUACCAGGUCUAAAGCUUGUGGAGAGUGUUUCUCUGGGCCAGUAAAGGGAUGCAACUACAGCACCUGUGUUCUGUCCCCUGACAAUACCGUAACUGGGACUGCAACAAGCGGUGAGGUGGGCGAAGAUGCUGUAUCCAUCCAAUCCACUGAUGGGUCAAACCCGGGCCGCGUUGUUUCAGUCCGUCGAUUGCUUUUCACUUGUGGAUCGACAUUUCUAUUGGAAGGCCUUGCCAGUGGGGUCAAAGGAAUGGCCGGUCUUGGAAGGAGUCGGGUUGCACUCCCUUCACAAUUCUCAUCUGCCUUCAGCUUUAAUAGGAAAUUCUCGAUUUGCCUGAGUUCUUCCACAAAGUCUACUGGUGUCGUGUUCUUUGGGGAUGGGCCUUAUGUUCUGCUGCCUAAAGUUGAUGCCUCCCAAUCCCUUACCUACACCCCACUGAUUACUAAUCCUGUAAGCACUGCAUCCGCUUAUUUUCAGGGCGAGGCUUCUGUGGAGUACUUCAUUGGAGUAAAGUCCAUUAAGAUCAACGGAAAAGCCGUGCCGUUAAAUGCAACAUUGUUAUCCAUUGACAGCCAAGGCUACGGAGGAACCAAGAUCAGCACAGUCCAUCCUUACACGGUCUUGGAGACUUCAAUCUACAAAGCUCUCACCCAAGCCUUCCUCAAAGAACUUUCAACCAUCACCAGAGUGGCUUCAGUGUCACCUUUCGGGGCAUGCUUCAGCUCAAAGGACAUCGGUAGCACACGCGUCGGUCCGGCUGUGCCGCCCAUUGACCUCGUGUUGCAGAGAAAGAGCGUGUACUGGAGGGUGUUUGGCGCAAACUCGAUGGUUCAGGUGAGUGACAAUGUGUUGUGUCUGGGAUUUGUGGAUGGAGGCGUGAACCCCAGGACUUCAAUCGUGAUAGGGGGGCAUCAACUGGAGGACAAUCUUUUACAGUUUGAUUUGGCCACUUCAAGGCUGGGCUUCAGCUCAUCGCUUCUGUCCCGGCAGACCACCUGUUCUAACUUCAACUUCACAUCUAAUGCUUGAAGGGUUUCAAUACCUUUACCAUACAACUACAUACGGAGAAGUGAUGAUCGUAUUAUUCAAAUUAUUGUUUAUGCGUCUUCCUACUUUUCUGGACUAAUUAAUAAAUUGCCAUGUUUGCUACUUUCCAAGUAAUGGCCUAAUAAAAUGUAAACAGUGUUGAUUCCUUGAUGUCUCUUUACUCAAAUGAUGAAAUACUAUAUAUGCAUUACUAUUGGAUUGAGUGCUCUUCUUAUUACUUAAACCCAAAUUAUCAUUUUAG
Molecule: messenger RNA, 1582 nt
Organism: Vitis riparia (riverbank grape)
Lineage: Eukaryota; Viridiplantae; Streptophyta; Magnoliopsida; Vitales; Vitaceae
Product: probable aspartic proteinase GIP2
Exons: 1
Coding region: 16-1323 (435 amino acids)
Biological process (GO): proteolysis
Molecular function (GO): aspartic-type endopeptidase activity
Source: RefSeq, a predicted model, not a curated record